AUGUUUCGCGGGGUUCAGUUUUACGACGGUAAUGGCCACCGGCAAGGGGUUCAGGCAGUUCUAGACACAAGUGCCCGAGGCAAUGUGUAUGUUGUUGACACCUACGCUAUGCCGGGGAUUCAAAGUGGGGCGGACUUGUUGCGGGCGGUAGCCAAGUCGAUGAGUGUUGCUGAAUGGUACGGGUACGAUGUGGAAACCAUUGCCUCCCAAGCAUUGUCAAUUCCAGCGAAUAUUCAUCUGUUAGUUCUUGUUAUUACCCCCCAUCAUCGGCAUCUACUCACCGAGGGGGUGCUGCAGGGACUUAGCCGGGUCCAUGAGCGGUCUUUGAUGAUGGGGACGCAAUUAUGGACGGCGGUUUUCGAAAAUCCAGUGGCUCUGACACGACCAUCUUUGUAG
This is a messenger RNA of Wickerhamiella sorbophila, 396 nucleotides long. RefSeq lists its product as hypothetical. Bases 1 to 396 code for a protein of 131 amino acids. Lineage: Eukaryota; Fungi; Ascomycota; Dipodascomycetes; Dipodascales; Trichomonascaceae. The record is from RefSeq and is a predicted model, not a curated record. The transcript has a single exon.